This is a messenger RNA of Hippocampus comes (tiger tail seahorse), 2586 nucleotides long. RefSeq names its product SMAD specific E3 ubiquitin protein ligase 1 (gene smurf1). Gene Ontology annotation, molecular function: SMAD binding; ubiquitin protein ligase activity. Gene Ontology annotation, cellular component: cytoplasm. Gene Ontology annotation, biological process: protein ubiquitination; proteasome-mediated ubiquitin-dependent protein catabolic process; negative regulation of BMP signaling pathway. The transcript has 18 exons. Lineage: Eukaryota; Metazoa; Chordata; Actinopteri; Syngnathiformes; Syngnathidae. The coding region runs from base 152 to 2347 and encodes 731 amino acids. The record is from RefSeq and is a predicted model, not a curated record.
UGCCAUGAAAUAAUAUAUUCGCAUCCAUGAAGAACCGAAAAAACAACCGCGUGUUUGUAAUCUGAAGACAUUCGCCAUCCAACAGAGUCGUGAAACGGUCUCUUUUAAGAGACCCGAAGGCAAACUUUGUGGGCUCGUUUUUCACGGAGUGAUGUCGAAUCCUGGGACUCGGAGGAACGGGUCCAGCAUCAAAAUCCGACUGACAGUAUUAUGUGCCAAGAACCUCGCAAAGAAAGACUUCUUUCGUCUACCAGAUCCUUUUGCCAAGGUUGUGGUGGACGGAUCCGGUCAAUGCCACUCGACAGACACAGUUAAGAGCACACUGGACCCCAAAUGGAAUCAGCACUACGACCUCUACAUUGGAAAGGCAGACUCAAUCACCAUCAGCAUAUGGAACCACAAGAAGAUCCAUAAACGGCAGGGGGCAGGCUUCUUGGGGUGCAUUAGACUUCUUUCAAAUGCCAUCAGCAGACUAAAAGACACAGGAUACCAGCGGCUAGAUCUUUGUAAACUGAACCCCUCAGACAGUGACGCAGUGCGGGGACAGAUUGUAGUGAGCCUGCAGACACGAGACCGCAUAGGUAGUGGAGGCCCCGUGGUGGACUGUCGAGGUCUGUUGGAAAACGAUGGGCCCGUGUUAGAGGGAUGUUUCAGUGAAGAACCGUUGCCUUAUUCUGACGCCACCGGUGCUGCGGGCGGUGGGAACUGCCGUCUCGACUCGCCUAGUCAAGAAAACCGUCUUCAGUCCCAACGAAUCCGGGGGCAGGACUCCCGAGGACAUGGCCACACACCUCAGAACAGACCUCACGGGCACCAGCCACCCGACCUGCCUGAAGGAUAUGAGCAGCGAACAACAGUGCAGGGCCAGGUGUACUUCCUACACACGCAGACAGGUGUCAGCACCUGGCAUGACCCUCGGAUACCGAGAGACCUGGCCAGUGUAAGCUGUGAGGAACUUGGUCCCUUGCCAGUGGGCUGGGAGGUCCGAAGCACCGUGUCGGGCCGCAUUUACUUCGUGGACCACAACAACAGAACCACGCAGUUCACAGAUCCACGUCUACACACCAUCAUCAGCCAGCAAUCCCAAGUGAAGGAAUCCUCACAAGCCCCCCAGAUGGAUGUGGGGGUUGAUGAGGGCGGAGUUGGAGGAAUGAGCGGCGGUGUCGGGGGCGAUGGGGAUGUGGCGGCACGCUACGAGAGAGAUUUGGUCCACAAACUGAAGCUGCUGCGCCACGAGCUCUCUCUGCAGCAGCCCCAAGCUGGACACUGUCGCAUUGAGGUGUCCCGUGAAGAGAUAUUUGAGGAGUCGUAUCGGCAGAUAAUGAAGAUGAGGCCCAAAGACCUGAAGAAACGUCUCAUGGUUAAAUUCCGAGGAGAGGAGGGACUGGACUAUGGUGGUGUGGCCAGGGAGUGGCUGUACCUGCUGUGCCAUGAAAUGUUGAAUCCCUAUUAUGGCCUAUUCCAGUACUCCACAGACAAUAUCUACACAUUACAGAUCAACCCCGAUUCCUCCAUUAACCCGGAUCACCUUUCAUAUUUCCACUUUGUGGGCCGGGUAAUGGGGCUGGCAGUUUUUCAUGGUCACUACAUCAACGGGAGCUUCACGCUGCCCUUCUACAAACAGCUGUUAGGCAAACCCAUUCAGCUCAAUGACCUGGAGACCACCGACCCAGAGUUGCACAAGAGUCUCAUCUGGAUAUUAGAGAAUGACAUCACCUCGGUCCUGGACCACACCUUCUGCGUGGAGCAUAACGCCUUUGGGAAGUUUCUACAACAUGAACUCAAACCUAACGGCCGUAACAUUCCCGUUACUGAGGAGAACAAGAAGGAAUAUGUGAGGCUUUAUGUGAACUGGAGGUUUAUGCGAGGAAUCGAAGCCCAGUUUCUGGCUCUCCAGAAGGGAUUUAGUGAGCUUAUCCCCCAACAUCUCCUAAAAGCUUUCGACCAUAAAGAACUUGAGCUGAUCAUCGGCGGAUUGGGUAAAAUCGACCUGACUGACUGGAAGACGAACACGCGCUUGAAGCACUGUACAAGUGAGAGCAAUGUGGUGCGGUGGUUCUGGCAGGCAGUGGAGGCCUUCAGUGAGGAGAGGAGAGGACGCCUGCUGCAGUUUGUCACGGGCUCCACCCGGGUCCCCUUGCAGGGGUUCAAAGCACUGCAGGGCUCUACAGGUUCUGCAGGACCAAGACUCUUUACCAUCCAUUUGAUAGACGCCAACACUGACAACCUGCCCAAGGCGCACACUUGUUUCAACAGGAUAGACAUCCCACCCUACGAGUCUUAUGAGAAACUUUAUGAGAAACUGCUGACGGCUGUGGAGGAGACCUGCGGCUUCGCUGUGGAGUGAAAGGCCCCACAACCAAACCAACGUACACAGUCACACUUGUGCUUGCACUUGCAUUCAACUCUUUGACUUUAAUUUUAACGUACACAACAUGCACAGAAAGAAGAUGGAGAAUGCACAGAGCAUGGCUGGCGGCCAAGCGUGAGGAGAACGCAGUUCCGGCCCGACGCCGCCCGAACCGUUGGCAGUUGAAGGCGAAAGCACAUCAAGGAAGUCAAAUGGGAAGAAAAAAAAAAAAGCCC